This is a messenger RNA of Oxyura jamaicensis (ruddy duck), 1992 nucleotides long. It is a transcript of the gene FEN1, whose product is annotated as flap structure-specific endonuclease 1. Gene Ontology annotation, molecular function: manganese ion binding; magnesium ion binding; DNA binding. Gene Ontology annotation, cellular component: nucleus. Lineage: Eukaryota; Metazoa; Chordata; Aves; Anseriformes; Anatidae. The transcript is spliced from 2 exons. The record is from RefSeq and is a predicted model, not a curated record. Bases 68 to 1213 code for a protein of 381 amino acids.
GCCCAUUGGCUCCGCCGGCUCCCGGCGGGCGUCGCGGCUGAGCGCGGGAGCGGCGGCGGCGGCGGGGAUGGGGAUUCACGGCCUGGCCAAGCUGAUCGCCGACGUGGCGCCCAGCGCCAUCCGUGAGAACGACAUCAAGGCGUACUUCGGGCGGAAGGUGGCCAUCGACGCCUCCAUGAGCAUCUACCAGUUCCUGAUUGCCGUGCGGCAGGGCGCCGAGGUGCUGCAGAACGAGGAGGGCGAGACCACCAGCCACCUGAUGGGCAUGUUCUACCGCACCAUCCGCAUGGUGGAGAACGGCAUCAAGCCCGUGUACGUCUUCGACGGCAAGCCGCCGCAGCUGAAGUCAGGGGAGCUGGCCAAGAGGACCGAGCGCAGGGCUGAGGCCGAGAAGCACCUGCAGGAGGCCCAGCAGGCCGGAGAGGAGACCAACAUCGAGAAGUUCAGCAAGAGGCUGGUCAAAGUGACCCAGCAGCACACCGACGAGUGCAAGAAGCUGCUGAUGCUGAUGGGCAUCCCCUACGUGGAGGCCCCGGGGGAGGCGGAAGCCAGCUGCGCCACCCUGGUGAAGGCGGGGAAGGUCUACGCGGCCGCCACAGAAGAUAUGGAUUGCCUGACCUUCGGCAGUCCCGUGCUGAUGCGGCAUCUUACUGCCAGCGAGGCUAAGAAGCUGCCCAUCCAGGAGUUCCACCUGAACCGUAUCCUGCAGGACCUCGAUGUGACCUGGGAACAGUUUGUGGAUCUGUGCAUCCUCCUGGGCUGCGACUACUGCGAGAGCAUCCGCGGCAUCGGGCCCAAGCGGGCCGUUGAGCUCAUCAGGCAGCACAAAACCAUUGAGGAGAUCAUUCAGCACAUAGACACCAAGAAGUACCCUCUGCCCGAGAACUGGUUGCACAAGGAGGCCCAGAAGCUCUUCCUAGAGCCGGAUGUGGUCAACCCUGACGACAUUGAGCUGAAGUGGACGGAGCCGAACGAAGAGCAGCUCGUCCAGUUCAUGUGCGUGGAGAAGCAGUUCAACGAGGAGCGCGUCCGCAACGGCGUCAAAAGGCUGAGCAAAAGCCGUCAGGGCAGCACGCAGGGCCGGCUGGACGACUUCUUCAAGGUGACGGGCUCCAUCACGUCGGCCAAGCGCAAGGAGCCCGAGUCCAAGGGGUCUGCGAAGAAGAAAGCCAAGACCAACAAUGCCGCAGCCAAGUUCAAAAAGGGGAAAUAACCAGACUCAAACCCCGGCCGUUAGUUUUUAUGCUCAACUGGGAAUUUUUGGCUAAUAACAAACAGUCGUCUUUCUGUCUUGUGUGUCACUGCUUGGAAGGGUGCGGUGCGGGUUGCUGUCAAAGUCCUUCCAACAAGGCUAGGCUAGUGAAAGAUGCGAGUGCUUCAGCAGCGGUAGGAAGGCACAAGGCUGAGGGGGGAAGAGGGCUGAGAUCUGCAGCUGGUGGGAUCUGGCAGGAGCGAGAAGGUGGUGGGGAAUGAGGGGGCAGCAUUCAGCUGCUCAGCUGCAGCCUCUGUUGGUUGGAGGCUUUUGACGAGUCCUCAGGGGCGGGAGGUGACACCCAACCACAAAUCCCCUUCAGAUUUAAGAGGUAAAAAGCUGAACACCUAGAGAGCGAACCAGGCACAGGCAUUGGAGAGAUUUCUCCCUGACACAGCUCAUAUAAAAAGAGGUAAGGUGCAAGCAGCAGAGACAGAAAAUGGGGAGACGUGAAUGGAAGGCACGGUGGAAUUGGGAGGAGACUUGAAAUAAUGAGGUAAGCUUCUCCCUUUAGUGAGGGCCUCAGGUACUGGCUUCCUUCCCUUCCUGUAGUCAUUUUUAUUUUUUUUAAAGAAAAAAAAGCUGUAUUGUGGAUUCCAAAGCCCUGGCCUGCUCUUAAUGCAUAAACCGAGGACAAGCUGACCUGAAACUGCAGCUCUCCAACCCUGAAUCUUCCUGCUAGGCUCAAUUUUAUGUUUAAUAAGAAAAACGUCAAUAAACAUAAAAUGGAAACCUCCUCA